This is a messenger RNA of Populus nigra (black poplar), 2742 nucleotides long. Its product is annotated as G-type lectin S-receptor-like serine/threonine-protein kinase At4g27290. NCBI's taxonomy places the organism in Eukaryota, Viridiplantae, Streptophyta, Magnoliopsida, Malpighiales, Salicaceae. Gene Ontology annotation, molecular function: ATP binding; protein serine/threonine kinase activity. The record is from RefSeq and is a predicted model, not a curated record. The coding region runs from base 107 to 2578 and encodes 823 amino acids. Gene Ontology annotation, biological process: protein phosphorylation; recognition of pollen. The transcript has 7 exons.
UGGAACAUCGCUUUCGUGGUGAAGAAGUUGUGGCUAUAAAUAUGAAUAUUUUCACAUCUAAGCCAUUCAUUAACUGAGCUACAGAAAAAAACCAUAGAAAGUAACGAUGGGUUACAUUCCCAUACUUCUUUUUUGCUUCUUUUCAUUGCUGAAUAGAGUAACGGCCACAGCCAUUGACAUCAUAAACACAACUCAGUUCAUCAGGGAUGGCGAUACCAUAGUUUCAGCAGAUGGAACCUAUGAAUUAGGAUUUUUCAGCCCUGGAAAGUCCAAAAACAGAUACCUGGGCAUAUGGUAUGGGAAAAUACCAGUUCAAACUGUAGUUUGGGUUGCCAAUAGAGAAACUCCCCUUAAUGAUUCGUUGGGGGUCUUAAAGAUAACAAACAAAGGAAUUCUUAUCCUUCUCGAUCGCAGUGGGAGCGUGAUUUGGUCUUCCAACACAGCAAGACCUGCGAGGAAUCCAACCGCUCAACUUUUGGAGUCAGGAAACCUUGUUGUGAAAGAGGAGGGCGAUAACAACCUUGAAAAUUCCUUGUGGCAGAGUUUUGAACAUCCGACUGAUACGAUACUGCCAGGCAUGAAGCUAGGAAGGAGUAGAAUAACAGGAAUGGAAUGGUCCAUGACAUCAUGGAAAUCAGAAGAUGAUCCUUCCAGAGGUAACAUUACAUGUAAACUUGCUCCUUAUGGAUAUCCUGACAUUGUUGUGAUGGAAGGUUCGCAAGUGAAGUACCGAUCUGGACUCUGGGAUGGUCUGCGGUUCAGUGGCGUGCCUAGCACAAAACCAAAUCCGAUAUACAAAUAUGAAUUUGUUUUCAAUGAGAAGGAGAUAUUUUACAGAGAAAGUCUUGUUGAUAAGUCGAUGCAUUGGAGGCUCGUGACAAGACAGAAUGGUGAUAUCGCGAGCUUUACUUGGAUUGAGAAAACACAAAGUUGGUUGCUUUAUGAAACAGCAAAUACAGAUAAUUGUGAUGGAUAUGCACUAUGUGGUGCAAAUGGUUUCUGUGAUAUUCAAAGCUCUCCAAUGUGUGAUUGCUUGAAUGGAUUUGUACCAAAAUCCCCAAGAGAUUGGGACGUGACUGAUUGGGCAAAUGGUUGUGUUAGAAGGACUCCACUAAAUUGUUCUGGAGAUGAGUUCCGAAAGCUCGCUGGAGUGAAGAUGCCUGAGACAAAAUCAUCGUGGUUUAGCAAGACGAUGAAUCUUGAGGAGUGCAGGAACACGUGCUUGGAGAAAUGCAACUGUACAGCAUAUUCAAAUCUGGACAUCAGGAACGGAGGAAGUGGGUGCUUGCUCUGGUUCGGCGACCUGGUUGACAUUAGAGUUUUUGCUGAAAACGAGCAAGAGAUUUAUAUACGAAUGGCCGAAUCAGAACCAGAUAUUGGAGAUGGUGCCAGGAUAAAUAAAAAAGGCGAAACCAAGAAUAGGAUCAUAAUAAGCUCUGUGUUAUCUACUGGGAUUCUGUUCCUUGGCCUAGCCUUGGUCUUGUAUGCUUGGAUGAAGAAGCAUCAGAAAAACAGACAAAUGACAGAAGCUCUGGAAAGAAGUUCAAAUAAGAUGCAGAGGAAGGAAGAUCUGGAACUUCCAUUGUUUGAUUUCAGUACCUUGGCUUGUGCAACAAAUAAUUUCUCUACCGACAAUAAACUUGGAGAAGGGGGUUUCGGAACAGUUUAUAAGGGAACAUUAGCAGAUGGACGAGAAAUAGCAGUGAAGAGGCUCUCUAAGAUUUCGAGACAAGGUCUUGAUGAGUUAGAAAAUGAAGCCAAUUAUAUUAUGAAACUCCAGCACCGGAAUCUAGUGAAGCUUCUAGGAUGCUGCAUCGAAAGAGAUGAAAAGAUGUUGAUCUAUGAAUUCUUGCCUAACAAAAGCUUGGACUUUUUUAUUUUCGAAAAAACACGAAGCUUUCUACUUGAUUGGCCUAAGCGCUACAACAUUAUCAAUGGUAUUGCUCGUGGACUUCUUUAUCUUCACCAGGAUUCAAGAUUAAGAGUAAUUCAUAGAGACCUGAAAGCCGGCAAUAUUUUAUUGGAUUAUGAGCUGAACCCGAAAAUUUCAGAUUUUGGCCUGGCUAGAAGUUUUGGAGGAAAUGAAAUUGAAGCCAAUACUAAUAAAGUGGCUGGUACAUACGGCUACAUAUCCCCUGAGUAUGCAAAUUAUGGACUCUACUCGGUAAAAUCAGACAUCUUCAGCUUCGGUGUAUUGGUGCUAGAGAUAGUGAGUGGGAACAAGAACAGAGGAUUCAGUCAUCCAGACCACCAUCUCAACCUUCUUGGGCAUGCUUGGAUACUGUUCAAAGAAAACAGGUCUUUGGAACUGGCUGCAGAUUCAAUAGCUAUAACAUGCAAUUUAUCAGAAGUGCUACGAUCAAUUCACGUGGGUUUAUUGUGCGUGCAAGAAAAUCCAGAAAUUAGGCCAACCAUGUCAAAUGUAGUUUUGAUGUUAGGUAAUGAUGAUGUACUGCCUCAGCCUAAGCAACCAGGUUUCUUCACUGAAAGGGAUGUGAUUGGAGCAAACUGUUCAUCCAGCCUCAGCAAACCAUGUUCAGUUAACGAAUGCUCGGUUUCAGAGUUAGAACCAAGAUAGAUUGCUUUUAAUGUUGUCGGUGUUGAUAUUUUGUUUCUCUAUUGUUAUGCCGUGUACUCUUAUAUUCUCGAUAUUGUCCCCGGUGACAAACGUAUCUACCUCAGAACUGCACUGUGUAAGGUCAUUAACGUUGGAAUUAAUUUUGAAGUCUUUGUUUUCUAUUU